Rubroshorea leprosula is the source of this 718-nucleotide messenger RNA. NCBI's taxonomy places the organism in Eukaryota, Viridiplantae, Streptophyta, Magnoliopsida, Malvales, Dipterocarpaceae. The record is from the annotation of a GenBank genome assembly.
AUAUCCACUUAAACACACACCCCUUUUCAUCUCAUGCUAUAAAAGCAAGGGCUGCCACUUUCAAAUGUCAAAAAUAGGUUCACAGGGGAAACAGAGGAAGAUGGUAACUAAGCUGGGAAGGAGUACACCAGGGUUCAGAAAGCUUCACCUUCUUCAAGCCCUCGCUGGCUCUAAAUCAGUGAAAAGGAGUUCCAUCAUCUUGGAUGCUCUUCUAUACAUUCAGCAGCUGAAACUCAAGCUGCAAGAACUUCAAAGAGAAUACCUAAACCUACUAGCUAUAAAAAAUGAGUACUUGACUCUUAUGAAACAUACCCAAAUACCUAAGGAGGUGAAGGUUGAGAAGACUCAGGAAGGGCUACUGGUGAGGGUGACAUGUAGGAAAGGAGGAGAUUUGUUGGUGUCAAUAUUAGAGGCCUUUGAUGAAAUGGGUCUGAAUGUUAUUCAAGCUAGAGUUUCAUGCACCAAUUUCUUUGCCAUGGAGGCCAUUGCUGUAGCUCAAGACAAGGAGGCAGUUGAUGCCAGAGAUGUGAGUCAAGCUGUUCUUAAGGCCAUAGAGAGGGGAGAUGGGGAAGGAGAGUUGUAAUUGAAGUGAAGGUUUUCCUUCCUUAAUCCAAGUUGGUUCUGUUGAAGACGGUAAUAAUUAGAGUUUCCUUAAUGGAUGCAUAUUCUCAUUUUCAUUUGAAUGCCAAGAGAUGAAAUUUUAAAAUUUUUAAUUGGA